This is a messenger RNA of Lepisosteus oculatus (spotted gar), 4206 nucleotides long. It is a transcript of the gene itfg1, whose product is annotated as integrin alpha FG-GAP repeat containing 1. Gene Ontology annotation, cellular component: plasma membrane. The record is from RefSeq and is a predicted model, not a curated record. Lineage: Eukaryota; Metazoa; Chordata; Actinopteri; Semionotiformes; Lepisosteidae.
UAGGCUGCCACACUGCCGUAAAAUGUGUGCUGCUGUAAGCUGGGUUGUGUUGUUGGAAGUAGUUGAGCAAUGAGGAUGUGGAUAUCAUGUCAGUUUUUAUUUUGCCUUAUGGUAUCAUUUGCCGGACACCGUGCUGUCCUGGCUCUACAGGACGUGACAGCCGACUUAUUUGGAUCUGAAUAUUAUGGCACUAUCGCUGCCUUCGGAGAUUUCAAUUCAGACAAGCAAACGGAUCUCUUCGUCAUCAGAGCUCAAAAGGAUUUGGUUGUGUUCCUAGCAGACUUAAAAGCUCCUUACUUCAAGCCAAAAAUAAAGCUGUCCUUAAAUGAUGUCAUCAGUAGUGUGGUUCCUGGAGACUAUGAUGGAGACUCACAGAUGGAUGUCCUCCUCACCACCAAUCAGAACAAGAAUGUCAACAAUCCAGAAACAUUUGUUAUUAUCUACUGGGGAAAUAAUCAAACUCUAAAUCAGUAUAAUAAGACCCAGCUAAACCAAACCUUUUUGGAUCAACCUUUGGUUAUGGAUUUUAAUGCUGAUCUGGUGCCUGAUAUUUUUGGUCAAGUCAAAGGAGAAAAUCUGCCGCAGGUGUGCUAUCUAAAUGGAAGAACGGUGUCUUGUCGGACUGCUCUUAAUUCUUCUAUAAAGAUGCGUGUGCCACACUCUAAUGCCUUCAUUGAUCUGAACAAGGAUUUCACUGCAGACUUGUUCCUAACAUCCACAAGCUCUGACAUCUCUGACAUUAACUAUUUUGAGACAUGGUUGAACAAGGAUGGGAACUUCUCCAAAACCACCAUAUUGAAAACUCCAGAUAAAGUGGCUAUCACUGGACAAUCAGCUUUUGCGGACUUUGAUGGUGAUGGGUUUCAAGACCACCUGCUGCCUGUUUGUAUGGAUGAUGGCUGUCAGAAAAGUGCAAUAUACGUCAGCAGCCCAGGGAAUAAGGAGAUCCGGUGGAUUCCCAUUUUAACAGACUUUCAGAAAAAGGACACGCUUUGGGGCUUUGUUCCGCCUAAAACAGAAUCUCAGUUUAACCUUUACAACCCUAUUACCUUGCACCUCGGGGACUACAACAUGGAUGGUUUUCCAGACGCACUGGCAAUACUGAAGAACACAACUGGGAGUAAUCAGCAAGCCUUUCUUUUGGAGAAUGUUCCAUGCAACAACGCCAGCUGUAAGGACGUGGGACGAAUGUUCAGGGUCUUUUGGGACCUCUCUGACCUGAGUCACAUUACCAGUGCUGUGGUGGCAACCUUCUUUGACAUUUAUGAAGACGGAAUAUUAGAUAUGAUCGUGCUCAGCAAAGGAGGAGCAAAAAAUGAACUAGCAAUCCAUGCUUUGAAAAACAACUUUGAGGCUGAUGCCUAUUUUGUAAAAGUGAUUGUGCUCAGUGGACUUUGUUCCAGUGACUGCCCAAGGAAAGUCACACCCUUUGGUGUCAAUCAACCUGGUCCGUAUGUCAUGUACACAUCUGUAGAUGCAAAUGGAUACCUCAAGAAUGCAUCAGCUGGACAGCUCAGUCAGUCGGCCCAUCUCGCUUUACAGCUUCCCUACACAGUGCUGGGACUAGGCCGCAGUGCCAACUUCCUGGAUCAUCUCUAUGUUGGGAUCCCCCGUCCAUUGGGAGAGAAGGAGAUUCGCAAACAAGAGUGGACUGCAAUUAUUCCAAACUCCCAGCUGAUUGUUAUUCCAUAUCCCCACAACAACCCUCGCAGAUGGAGUGCCAAACUUUAUCUGACCCCCAGUAACAUUGUGUUGCUAACAGCCAUUGCCCUAAUUGGUGUCUGUGUUUUCAUCCUUGCUAUAAUUGGCAUAUUGCACUGGCAGGAAAAGAAGGCAGAUGAUAGGGAGAAACGACAGGAAGCUCACAGGUUCCAUUUUGAUGCCAUGUGAAAAAAUCAAAAGGGAAGAUACUGCUAAAAACGUCUUGCUGUUUGAUAAGCUCAGAUGCAAUCUGGGAGGUUGACUUUGAAAUGAGCAAUUUCAAGAGUACGAUCAUCUAUUGCUAUUUGUUAACCCAAAGUAUUUAAUUUGUUUGCUGGCUGCUUUAAACAUUGCAAUUAAAGGGAAUUGAGGUGUAUCUGAACCUUUAAUAUGGAUGGUUAAAUCGGCAGGACAGAGCACACUGUGCAGUUUUAUACUUGAUUUAUUUGUUUGUUUGUUUUUCUGACUAAAGAUAGGAGGUUUUGUUAAGUCAUUCUUUCCAUUCCUAGCAUAAACAAUUUAGAAUUAACACAAACCUUUAAGUAGGGCAGAAUGUAAUUUUGGGUCUGAGAAUUCUUGGGAUUAACUCAGAAUUUAUGCUUGUAGUAUAAAAAUGUGGUGGGUAUUAUUAUAUUUUUUAUUUGAUUUGGGUUGACUUUGUUUUAAGUUAGGAAAGUGGGAUACAUUUUGCACUGCAGUUAAAAGCAUUUGAAAGUCUUGCUCUGUGCUUUUCAGCGAUAUAUUUUGAAAUGCUGUGCUGUUCUUAUUCCAUAAUUCUACUCAUAACUAUUUAGAAUUUGCUGAGUUUUGUCAGUCAGGUUAUACUAAAAAAUGUUUACUUAAAAAUCAGGUAACUGGCAAAAUUAAUCUGAAAUUAUUUAUGAUCUGUCAUUGCAAGGUUAAUAUGUGCUUUUUAAUUACAUUUUGUAUCAUUCUUGUAAAUAAGAUUAUGGCAUUACCGGUGUUUGUAUAUACUGUAAUUUGUUUGUUUAAUUGAAUAUUGAUUUAAUUAGAACUUUAUAUACUCCAGUGCUUACCCUGUUUAACUGGACAGUCAGCAUGGCAGGUUGCCUGAGAUAUUGUGAAUGUGAUUGUGUUGCACUCAUCCAUGCUAUAUUGGUGUCGAUCACUUCAUUUGUAAGGUAACUACUUUUGACUUUUGCUAGCACGUCUCAAUCUUUGUUUGCCAAGCCGAUUUUCAGCAGCAGGUUUUUCAACUACUGUAAUUGAACUGUACACUGAAAGGAGAAGGACACCCAACUAAAAUUUCUAGUAAUUUAGCGGUACUGCAAACUCCUCUUUGAUUUUAUGAUGAUAUUUUCUUGGGUGCCAAAACUGUGUACUUUUUUUAUCUUACCCUUUGACUGUUGUGAUGAAAGUCUCAAAUGUGUGGAAAUGUUUUACAGCUUAUUAGAGCAGUAGAAGUAACUUCUUUAUAAAGUGGCUUACACUGUAUGUUUAAACUUUCUUUUCAAAAUUUUUGUUAAAAGCUGAGAUUUUAUGCAAUAAGUAUAUUCUGUCGAAAACAGUUUGAUGGAUAUUAGAGAUGCAACCCAUAGCAUAUAUUGUAACCUGUACAUCCAAAGACAGACUAGUCUGAUGAUCUUGAUAAGGAGCCAAGAUGUUUCAGAACAGUUUCCUGCACAUUCCUAUACCAUGGAACAGGGAACAAAAUAGCAAAAGCGAUUUUAAUUCAGCAUACCACCUAUAAAUCUUUUCAACUGGCGUGGGCUGAAGCACAGCUAGGAUCAUCUGGAAAUGCUGAUCUCAAAUAUGAGAAAGAGGACCUGCUUAGGCAGUGUUAUUGGAAGGUACUUGUCAUCAUUAACACCUCUCACUCACUUCUUGUUUAGUGAAAUUUAAAGUGGGUGCUGUAAAUUAAGAAAAACUGUUGUUAGAAUUUUCCAUUUCAAACAAGAGCCAGAGAUGUUGGUUUUCCAAAUAAAAUAUUGUUAGAUUUAACAAUUGAUUAGAAAUGAUCACAUUUGAGAAGCUUUUGCAUCACGUUUGAAACAGAGGAAAGAACAUCUGAAUUAUUUUCAGUGGAGCCCAAAAAUAUUAAUUAAUGAUUUAAUUCUUACCUUGAAUUUAAUUGAACACUCCUUAAAUUAGUAUUGCAUUUAUUGAUAUUUUAUUUAACAAUCUUGAUUCAUUCUGUUACUAAAUGUUUACAUAUAAAUGCUAUGUUUAAUAGCUGUUUUGUGCACUUUUGUAAUGUUUAAUCUACUUACCAUCAACUGGAAAGAGCUCAUGAAAUACUUCACACUGAAUCAUUAUACAAACUGCAUAAUUCAUUGAGAUUGUGUCAGAACUCUCAGCUGUCUACACCAUAUGUGUUAGUAAAAUCACUACAUUAAAUUACGGUUUUGAAAGUUUUGCUAGUUUUUGUUCCACUUUAAUUUGCACCUGAUAUUGUCAGUUUUCUGUGAAAUACAAUGUAAAAACGGUUAAUUCAGAAAUGUUUGUGUUAAAGGUAAUUGUUAGUGAAAUUAAUCAUUAAAAUGU